Messenger RNA from Humulus lupulus (European hop), 696 nucleotides. Its product is annotated as protein FAR1-RELATED SEQUENCE 9-like. The coding region runs from base 1 to 696 and encodes 231 amino acids. Gene Ontology annotation, molecular function: zinc ion binding. The transcript has a single exon. The record is from RefSeq and is a predicted model, not a curated record. NCBI's taxonomy places the organism in Eukaryota, Viridiplantae, Streptophyta, Magnoliopsida, Rosales, Cannabaceae.
AUGUACUAUAAAGUGGCUGAUCAAAUCAAAGCGGAACAUGCGUACUUUGUCAACAAUUGUGAAGACAAUGGUGAAUCAUUCUCCUACAGUUUGUCAAAGUUCCAACACGAGCAUAGAGUGUACAACGUUCAUUACCACCCACAAGAGGAGACAUUCACCUGUCACUGCUUGCUUUUUGAGAAAGACGGCUAUCCGUGUAGACAUAUUUGGGCCGUAAUGAAAUACCGUCAUAUGAAGAUAGUACCACAGUCUCUCCUGCUGAAACAGUGGAGUAAGAAUGCAAAAGUAGACCUCCCCCUCGAACUAAAGCAACACUCCAUAGAAAAGCAACCGUUAUUUGAAAUGGCUAGGCAUGCAUCCCUCGCUUUGGAUACAAACUUGUUGAGCUAUUACACUUCCAAGUCUGAGCAAUCUUACACCAAAGAGAAACAAGAAGUGGAAACACUAACUGCAAUGUUCAAGGAUGCAGUUCCAUUGGAAUCAAACACCGGUGACAACGACUCGGGACGAUAUCAAACCUAUCAAGAAAAUGAAAACAUUACCAGGGACCCAACACCUUGUAGAACUAAAGGAUCUGCCUAUGCAAGAAACAAUAGGGACAAUGUUACAAUAGAUAUGUCGGAUGGAGCCGUUAAAACUAAAAGGAAGUGUUCGAACUGUUAUUCUGCAGACCACAAUCGAAGAACAUGCCCUUAG